Messenger RNA from Uranotaenia lowii, 1151 nucleotides. Its product is annotated as serine protease easter-like. Bases 120 to 1055 code for a protein of 311 amino acids. Gene Ontology annotation, biological process: proteolysis. Gene Ontology annotation, molecular function: serine-type endopeptidase activity. The transcript is spliced from 2 exons. Lineage: Eukaryota; Metazoa; Arthropoda; Insecta; Diptera; Culicidae. The record is from RefSeq and is a predicted model, not a curated record.
CACGAUCUCGUUGGAGAGAUUCGGCCAACAGCAAUAAAUGAUUGCCAUUACGGGAUCAGUCCUUGCCGUGGCAUCGAACGAAGAGGAUCGUCUUCUGUUAGGUUCUUAGGAAGAUAACUAUGAAAGUGUUUGUUCUACUUGGAGCACUGCUUCUGGUAGCAGUUGUUGCUGCCAAACGGGAACCGUCGCCAUUGAAUCCAUCCAAAUUGGCGCUGCUCCCGAAGGAUUGUGGAGUAACCAAGCUCGGUCGGAUCAGCAACUCUACCGUGAGUGAAGCCUUCGAGUAUCCGUGGAUAGCGCUGGUGCUAUUCAAUAAAACUCGACGCCCGGCCACUUGCUUCGGAUCGUUGAUUACCCGACGAUACGUCCUGUCGGUGAUUAACUGCAUCCGGAAAACCAAACAGGAUCCGAACUUCAUUCGUCUAGGGGAGCAGAAUGAAGCAACUAAAGAGGAUUGCGUCGAAAGUAAGGACGAAAAAACCGGUGCAGUUACCAAGGAAUGCGCUGGUCCAGUGAUCGAUAUACCGAUUGAGUCCUACGUGGCCCAUCCCGAAUUCGAUCAGCCGAUGUACACCAACGACAUAGCCGUGAUCCGAAUGUCCCGGGAGGUUGAAUACAACGACUACAUCCGGCCGAUUUGCCUUCCAACUACACCGGCCCUGAGAGCUCAAAUUCCGAAACAUCUGGUGAUGCCCGUCUGGGAACUGGACAACGACGCUCCGAAUCAUUACUAUGGUGCCCUGCAGAAGUUCUACGUCGAGGACGUCGAUCUGGACAGCUGCCAGCGAGAGUACGAGAAGGCUGGAUUUUCACCCGAAUUUGGAGACGACGAUAUGCGAAUGUGUGCCUUGCAGGUGGGACCGAACUACGUCUGCGGCCGGCCAGCUGGGGCUCCAAUCGGAACCGAGGUCGAGGUCGACGGAACCUGGCGGCACGUGCAGUACGGUUUGGCAAAGUGGUCCCCGCUCAAUUGUACCUUCCGCCAUACGGUGCCGAUGAUUUCGAUGGAUAUCACUCAGUACAUGGGAUGGAUCACGGAACACCUGGAAGCUUGAACAGUGAGACGCGAUCGGCGAUGAAAAUACGAGGUUACGGGUUUGUGAAUGUCUGAAAGCUUUCGAAGUAUCCAAUAAAACUGCGAUAUAACCAAA